CGCAGUUCAUUAAAGAUUAAAAUAGGAAAAUCACACGAAUGAUGAUUGAAGUACUGCUGAUCUUCAUUGUGUCCGCCGCCCACGCCCUGCCAUCCCACAGUAUGUGCCACAGGUCACCACAUGCAGCCGUAUCGUCGGAAGAUGGAGCCGUUCUGUGCGCCCCUGCGAGUCCACAGGCAGAGUCAUUUGCGAGAUCCCCUAAUUGGCAACCUAUUCAAUUUCCUGAUGGGGUCAUUAGGACUGAUGGGAAGCGAGAGCAAGAAAUCAAAUUGGGCACUGAAUCACCCGAUGGUGAUGGAGAUUUAAGAGCAGCAGAGUCAUUCAACACCGGCUUUCACAUGUGGCCCUACAGGAAGCCAUGGAGUUUAUUUGGCCAUGGGCACAACCACGGCUUCUGGCCGCCACCUUUGGGGGCGACUCCCUGGGGAGAUCCCUUCGCGUGGCCACGACCGCCACUUCCCUUCCUCGGAGGAUGGCCGUGCUGCUGAGUCCCAACCUUCCCGCCUCGCCACUUGCACAUGCAUGAAGGAUUUUGGAGUAAAAUGUAAUUUUGAGUACCUUCAGCUUUUAAUGUCGAAAACCAUUCUAAUUAAAAGGUUUUCCCGCGAGCACCGUGAAGAAAAAUAUUAUUUAUCAGUGUCUCAUCAAGUGCUUGUUAUUCUGCAAAACCUUUCUUAUCUCAUCUAAUAUUUAUUCACAAUGUAUC
Molecule: messenger RNA, 706 nt
Organism: Phlebotomus argentipes
Lineage: Eukaryota; Metazoa; Arthropoda; Insecta; Diptera; Psychodidae
Exons: 2
Coding region: 39-488 (149 amino acids)
Source: RefSeq, a predicted model, not a curated record